AGGAGAUGACCAGAGACUGCGGACACGGUACAGGAGAUGACCAGAGACUGCGGACACGGUACAGGAGAUGACCAGAGACUGCGGACACGGUACAGGAGAUGACCAGAGACUGCGGACACGGUACAGGAGAUGACCAGAGACUGCGGACACGGUACAGGAGAUGACCAGAGACUGCGGACACGGUACAGGGAUGACCAGAGACUGCGGACACGGUACAGGGGAUGACCAGAGACUGCGGACACGGUACAGGGGAUGACCAGAGACUGCGGACACGGUACAGGGAUGACCAGAGACUGCGGACACGGUACAGGGGAUGACCAGAGACUGCGGACACGGUACAGGGGAUGACCAGAGACUGCGGACACGUACAGGGAUGACCAGAGACUGCGGACACAGUACAGGGAUGACCAGAGACUGCGGACACAGUACAGGGAUGACCAGAGACUGCGGACACAGUACAGGGAUGACCAGAGACUGCGGACACAGUACAGGGAUGACCAGAGACUGCGGACACAGUACAGGGAUGACCAGAGACUGCGGACACAGUACAGGGAUGACCAGAGACUGCGGACACAGUACA
Molecule: messenger RNA, 580 nt
Organism: Staurois parvus
Lineage: Eukaryota; Metazoa; Chordata; Amphibia; Anura; Ranidae
Source: the annotation of a GenBank genome assembly